Messenger RNA from Sabethes cyaneus, 5400 nucleotides. RefSeq lists its product as uncharacterized. The coding region runs from base 1 to 5400 and encodes 1799 amino acids. The transcript has 4 exons. NCBI's taxonomy places the organism in Eukaryota, Metazoa, Arthropoda, Insecta, Diptera, Culicidae. The record is from RefSeq and is a predicted model, not a curated record.
AUGCAGCGUGAGAUACCUCAAGCUAGUAAAAAAUCUCGGCGUAAGCUGGUGCGUCUGUCGGAGCAAAAUCGCAUCUUUAUCGACGUGUUCGACAAUGGACAAGUUCAAGUGAUUUCCGAGUACCCAACAGUUUGGUCUAGUUCCGAACGGACUGUAAUUCGCAACUUUGUCACAGCACCUCUACAUCCCUCGCUGUUAGAUGGUAACUUUCCAAGUGAUUAUUAUGAAUCGUCGCCGGAUAGCCUGUCCGAAUGGAGCUACUCGGUGGAAUCUACGAUAUCGGAAGAUGGUGCUACACCCGAUGAUGAGAUGACGCUGGAAGUGUAUGGCGAUAAUCCGAUAUUUUCUGUUCCCGUUAUUGAGCUGCCGAGUGAGCAAACAACAACGGGUUUUAGGCAGCAAGAGGUGCGGAAACCAGAUGCUGAAAGUCGUCAGUCAGUUUCGAUUGUUGGAAACGUUCGAGGUCAUGCUGUUGGGGCUGUUAUCGAACCAAGCAGUACAGUUUUAAUGCAGCUGUCGACAAGCCAGGCGGAUGUUGCACAUCAACGGAUCAUGGAUUGCGUGCGACAAGCUAACGAACUGCUGGAUAAUGAGGAGAGUGUAGUGAUAUUGAAUUAUCCUGGGGUAGAGGAAUCGCAAAGUUCUCGAAGGACGUUCAUCGAUCACAGAAGAGCGACUUUAAAGAUGAUCGAAAUGGCGGAAGAUGUUUUACGGAGAGUACAGGGAUCUUCGAGGGAGUCAAUUCUAGUGAGAUUGCAAGAUACUUUGAAGGAGAUUUUGAAUCAACCGGAGAAUACGGUUGUAGUUCAUAGCUAUUCUAGGGAAAAUUUGGAGGUAGCAGAACCAAAAUCGGAUGCUUUUGUUGGGUAUUUUAGCAAAGAUCAAGAUAUGGCUUUAUAUGUGCAAACCCCGCUGUCCAGAGAUCAUCUCGCUGGAAGUUUUUCCGGAAGUGAGGAUGACGAAGAUCGAAUGCCUUUGGAUCGUCUCAGAAGUUUUCUUCGGAACUCCAUGAUUGAUCAGGAGGAAAUCAUGGAUAGAACGUUGUCGACAGAACCUGCUAUAAUUGUAAGCCAGUCGGGAAAUAAAAUCGUAGGAGUGUUGAGUUUUCCUGACACCUCAUCUGGAUUAGUCACAACUACGUCUGACCGCUUUCCGAUUGCUGGAAACCGCGAUGAAAUGGUAAAAUCUACCAGGGAUCUUUUCAGGAAACUAGUUCAACAGCCAAGUGAAAAGCUUUUGAUUCAAGUUCAUUCCGAUGAGGAUCGUAGUAUUAGAGUGAAGCAGAUAAAGCAGGACCUAGAUCAGACGGUUCGAAGUGAUUCAAUGGAGGACAAACUUCCCGGAAUCAGUGUUCGAGAGAGUGAAGAUAAAAUAAUAGGCGUAUUGAGCUAUGCUGGAGGUUCGGUUGUAAUUCAGACCUCAAGCAAAAAUUGGAUUAAACAUCAAACUCAUGGAAAUUCACAGGAUUUGUUGGUCUCGAUUCGGCUGUUGAUGGAAAAGUUCAUCAUGAACAAUGAGCUCAGUGAAGAAGACAUGAAGCGCAUAGCGACAAUCAUUGCGGCAGUGUUUCAUAGCGAAAAACUGGAAUUAUCUAAAGAUUUUCUUGCGAAACCAUUGCUCGAAAAGAUUCGUUCGAUCGUUCGACAGCUUUUGAUGCCUGCAGAGGACGAAAACCCUCUCGAAAUUAUCAGCCAAAUUCAAGAGACUCUACAGGAUGUUGCGCAACAAAAAUCUACCAGCAGUAAAGCUUUCGAAACAGCCAAUUUGUUACGUAAUUACUUCGAGGAGCUAGUUUGCGAUGAAGACUCAGAGUUUGAAGCCAAUGACAUCCUGCAGGCGCUACGCGAUGGGCUGCUAGAGGUACUUGUUCACUACGAAACUUCGCUGUCCAGUGCACUUGGAGAACUUCUGGAAUUGCUUAACACUAUUCCUGUAGAAGCCAGUGGAAUAGAUGUGUCCAGUUGUCCUGGUGUAACGCUACUUACUGAUCGACAGCAAGAGCCUCCACGGCACUCGGAAGAAUUGGACAUUCAAUCCCGCGAAGUAAUUCAACAAGUACACGAUUUGCUCAGCGAGGAAGGACACGUCGAAGACCGUACGGUUACCUACAUGUCAAUAUUCCAGGCACUGUUUCUCACUCUGGUCAACAUUUUCGCCGGUUGGAGUCUCAAAGUGAAGGCCUUUCUUAACAAGGUACCUGAACCGCCGCUCAAAUCCGAACCUUCAUCGCUAGGGAGGAAGCCUUCCGUUUCGUUUCAUUUGGUUCCGGAUUCGGACGAUGAAACACCACCAGACCUGUCCGAGCAGCUACAACAAGAAGGGCGGCAUCUAAAUGAAACCAUCGAUGAACUUCGGCAGUAUUUGGAACGGUCUCUGGAUGUUCCGGAUUCGUGGCAACGGGAACGUAGAGGAUCGUUACUGGAGACGGAAAGAGAUCAGCAGGUAGUGAAGGAUCGAAUGUUGUUGCUUUUUGGUAAAUUGCUGGAGGAAUCCGGAAAGCUGAAAGUAACGGAAAGGUCAGCAGAGACGAUCCACUUGCGGUUGGAGUCGGCUUCCGGGGACUUGGUUCGGCGGGAAACCGACCGCUUUGUGGUACUCAGCGGAAACGUCCGUGAUCGGCAACACAAUUUGGGGUUGUUUUUCGAGGCUCGGCUGGUUGAUCUGAAGCACGCUAGCGAAGUUGAGUCGGAAGUGGAGUGCGUAACGGAGGUGCGACGGCUGUCGGAUGAGCAGGAAGACGUCCUCGUGCAGGAGGUACUUCCGCAGAUUGUGGAGUCUUGUUCGGCGGACGUUGGAAGCGCGCGUGACGAGGUGGUGGAAAGUGAACCGCAGCAGCCUUGGAUGGAGGAUGGAUUGCGGGAAAAUCUCAGUAGAUACUUUGGGAUGAUACAAAAUUUUAUUCAAGAGUCGGUAGAACCGAUGAGGGAGACGAUGAACAUGAUUUUAGACCAUAUGUCUUCGAGAGGAGCGGAGAGAAUACGAGAAUUGCGUUCGAGUUUCGCGCAAGCUGGAAGCAGUUUGAUUGAGGAUUACAUUGUCGAAUUGCAGGAAAGUGGAGAGGAAAUCCAAAUUCGGUCAACAGAAGCUGAAUACGACGACAAAUGUGUUCAAAGUGAAUCGUUGGAGAGCUCCAAAAGUCACAUUAAAGAUGAAGACGUUCGAAUGAUGAGAAUUGAAAGUGACCUACAUGAAAUUAAGGAUAAACUGCAAAUGCUUGAUCGCAUCUACGAGUCAUUGAUGCAUCCGAGACCGUCUUCGCAGUCCAAAUCAGAAGACUUAUCUCUCGAGAUAGAUAUUCUACCGAGUGCUCCUCCCUUUGAUGAACUUGAGAUCGUCAGUUCCAAAGAUUUUGAUGCGCAAAGUAUAGAAAAUUUGGAAGACGCCCGAAUCGUAAAAAUAUAUGAACGAUAUUCACGAGAUUCGAUUUCCAGUAGUGAUGAGCUUGAAACCGCUGUUCAAUGUUCUGAAAUCGACGAAGAAGUUGUUGAAAGUGAGACAGCCGAAACAACAAUAAUGCUUAGCACGGUAUCAAAAACAGAAUCAGAACUCGUUGAAAGUAUGAUAGUGGUUACAAAGGAUACGUCACAGGAUCUUUUAGAUGUACAAGCGGAAACUAUAGAUGACCAGCGACUUUCAGAUCAUUCCGUGCAGCCAUUGGAGUCGCGUGAAGAGUUCAUUUCUACAGAAAUUUGUUCGGAUGAAUAUGAGAGGAACACAGCGGACAAAGCACUUCAGACAGGAUCACUUCCAGAGCUGAUUGAGGAUGUAUCAGCGAAAAUAAUGGGUAGUCAGAAACUGUCAGAUUCUAAACUGCUCCAUAUCUCUGACGAAGCGAUUCUACAGAGUGAAGAACAUCCAAAACCCGACGAGUUAGUCGUUGCAUUAGACUCAAGUGACCCGACUUUGAAACUUUUCUCAAGUCAAGAGUUCUCUCAAGAAAGUCAACUACAGACUACAGAUCGUAUACACCGAGAACAUUCUGAAGAUACUUUUUUAUCGAGUGAGAAAUGUCCGUCAGUUGCAGCAGGAGUAGAUGAUGGCACUUUCAAAAUUAGUGAAGAAGUUUUGACAUCUCAUGAAUCUCUUCGAAAAAUCUCUCAGUUAACGGUGCUGGAAACUGAAGAGGCAAUUACAGAAGAUGUAAAUCUAUCUGAGCAAUUGACUAUUCUAGUGCCUGAGUCUAUCGCUGAAGUUAUUCCUCAGCUAACGGUACUUGAGGACGAAGAGGCAACUACAGAAUAUGCUAAACAACCCGAGCAAUUGACUGAUCUACUACCUGAGUCUAUUACUGACGAAAUUCCGGACGAUCACUCCAAUAUUGUUCCUCAGCUAACGGUGCUUGCGGACGAAAUGAAUGCAAAAGACGAUACUAAACGUCCUGAGCAAUUGACGGAUCUACUACCUGAGACUAUAAAUGAAGAUGUCUUGGACGAUCAUUCCAUUAUUAUUCCCGAAGUUCCCGCAAUUGACCUACUUGAGGAAGAAUCUCAUGCUUCAUAUUCUGCACUGAAUAUUGAUUCAGAAAAACCAACUUCAAAGACAAAGCAGUCAAUCGCAGAGACACCUGUCAUAACUUUAGGUUCUUUGCCAGAAAAGACAUUCGAAUCCUCUACUCUGGAAGCAAAGCAAUCAUCAUACAAUCGACUAGAUAUUGAACUUCCGACUGCGUCAGCUGAAGUUGUUGUCGAUAUAAUAAAGCAAAAGACGAUGGAACCCGCAGAAGUCGAUCAACAGCUUAUUAUAUCUGAUUCUAGCCAAGAAGGAAUAGCCCAAGAAUCUUUUACUCACAAUGAUUUCUCAUCGCAUGAAAACUCUGAGUCUAUCGAAUCCCCGUCAAGGGAAGCGUUUACUGAUCAGACUCCCGUAGAGCAAAUCGUUGAGGUCAAAAGCCCCAAACCUUCCCGCGACCGGACCCAAGAUUCAGCAUCAACUAACUUAGAAAAUCAUCCAUCUGUAACGGUUUUAUCAAGACAUUCGACUCAUAGCACAUCGAAUUCAUCGCAUGCCAUCGACAACGCUGCAAAAGCAAUCCUGAAGGGCGAGCAAACCAAACGCUCGAGUCUGUGCAGUCUAGCGUUGAGCUACCUAUGCCCAAGUGCCGGCAGCCAAAAGCGCUACGCUUGUCCAGUGGAGAUUUACUCCUGCCACCAGGUCGGUCCGAAUCAACUUAUGGUUCACUGGAACGUUGCCGGUCAGUUCCUCGAUCAAAUCGAAGGCUACAAGAUUCAGUUAAACGGUGAGCUGGCCGUCAUCUGCUACUCCCGACGGCGACGAACGGCACUGCUAGAAAACGUAGAUGUCAACCGACAGCACUGGAUUGCCAUCUAUGCCACACCUAAAGCUUCAAUUGGUGAUCACAUCCCACCCUGGAGUCCCGGAGUAUUUUUCUAUCAUCGCUGA